This is a messenger RNA of Salvia hispanica, 585 nucleotides long. NCBI's taxonomy places the organism in Eukaryota, Viridiplantae, Streptophyta, Magnoliopsida, Lamiales, Lamiaceae. The record is from RefSeq and is a predicted model, not a curated record.
AUGAAUCCCGACGACUACGAUUUGAGUACAUCGGAUGGCUGCAGACGGGCCUUGACUCGAGCCUUGUUCGAUGCCGUUAAUGAAGCCAAGGCAAAAUUCUGGGCACAAAUGCAGCGGGAGCAGGCGGCGGUGGAGGCGCGGGUCCCUCACCCGAUACAAAGUCAAACGUAUGUCCCCUGCGAGCACGACGUAGCGCACGAACGUCUGUUCGCAGAUUAUUUUGCCGAGAAUCCAAGGUGGGGCCCGAAUUAUCGGGAAGACGGGAUCGGCAGACCCGGACUUACGCCGUUGCAGAAGUGCACGGUUGCGAUCCGCCAGUUGGCCUACGGCACAACAGCAGAUAUGUUCAACGAGUACCUUCACGUCGGGGAUACAACUGGCCGCGAAUGUCUCAAGAAAUUUUGUAAGUUAGUUGUGGAGGCUUUUGGCGACACAUAUUUGCGACGCCUGACUGCUGAUGAUUGCCAGAGCCUGAUGCGGAUGCACGAGACGGUGCACGACUUCCUUGGGAUGCUAGGGAGCAUCGACUGUAUGCACCGGCAAGUGGAAAAACUGUCCGACGGCGUGGAGAGGCCAAUUUACUAG